This is a messenger RNA of Lathyrus sativus (Indian pea), 231 nucleotides long. NCBI's taxonomy places the organism in Eukaryota, Viridiplantae, Streptophyta, Magnoliopsida, Fabales, Fabaceae. The record is from the annotation of a GenBank genome assembly.
AUGUUUUGCGCAAGGUGUUGUGGGAAUCACGGUGCUGCGUAUUGUUGGUGUAUGGUUGAUGCGUGCGAGAGGUUUUGCAGCAUGUGGUUGUAUACAUAUCAUUGUACGUCGCGGGGUGAAGGUUUUGAAAGUUUUUAUGUGAUGUUGUGCAUGGUGUACGUAUGCAGGGGAAGACAUGGUUUGUGUUGGUUUCUGGAGUGUUGCAACUUGGUUGUUGAGGUGCAGGUAUGA